Messenger RNA from Cucumis sativus (cucumber), 2660 nucleotides. RefSeq lists its product as uncharacterized. The transcript has 7 exons. Bases 261 to 2339 code for a protein of 692 amino acids. The record is from RefSeq and is a predicted model, not a curated record. Lineage: Eukaryota; Viridiplantae; Streptophyta; Magnoliopsida; Cucurbitales; Cucurbitaceae.
UGCCCUAAAAACUCUGAUUUCUUCUACUCUUAGCCGCAACAUUGCUUAGACACUCCCCGUUUUCCUAUCAUAUUCCCUUCCUUGUCUCCCCCACCUAAUUCACUUUUCUUCACUCACUCUCCGAUCCACCAUCUUCAAAUGUUCCUCUCUGCCUUCAGAUUGUUCUAUUCUUUCCAUGGAGUUUUAGGAUCCUUUGAAAUGUUUGGCGGCUGCACUCAAUCCUCCUCUUUUUCUACUUCACUUCUUUUAGGGCUCCGGCCAUGGAUGCUCUAGAAUUCACUUUUCCGGUUGAUGUGGCGCCGCUGAAGCUCAUGGGACCAGAUGGCUCUCUCAGAACCGAGCUAACAAUCGAGGAAGUUGAGUUGUGCGAAGCGGAUCGCGGUUCUGCUCCUUCUAGCUUUUCAUUUCAGCAUCUCAGCUCGUACGGUAGUCUAAAAGCUGGGACAAGCUCUAUCAAUGAUUUGGGUUCUGUUCCUUUGGAUAAGAUACCUGAUGGAGCAGUAUCUAAGGAUGGUGAAGAUGCAUCUGAAGAUUUUGAAAGUAGGAACAAAAGAAGUCAAUUGUCCACUUCAAGUCCAGGAGUACAUCCACGUAAAUCAUUAAAGGUGCCAAGGAGUAGUAGUAGUAGUUUAUGUUCUAAGAGGCCACGUGUGGUUCAAUUGGAAGAUUCUUUAUUCUUAAGUGGAGCUGAUGACGCAAAGGAUGCGUCUGAUAAGCUUGGAUCAUAUCUUAAAAAGUGCAACUCUCAUGAGAAAACUCAAUUGCUGAAACAAAAAAGUAGCCUAAGCAGCAAGCGGGGUGAUAAGAGAAAUCUCAAAGUAUCAUUGAAGACAAAAUUGGAGUCACUUUCUACAAAUGCUGGAAAUGGCUCAGCUGCACCAGGGAGCAGUUUUUCUGGAUUAUAUGGGCUGAAAUCGGAUGUUCAUGAUUUUACAAAGCUUACAGAUGAUCCACCAUUGAAUGGUCUUCUUGAUGGUAGUUAUGACUGUGCUAAUUUAAGUAAAGACAAAGGUAGAAAAGACACAAAUGUAAAUGAAUGUUUUCUGCAGUCAAUUAGAAAAGCUUGUUCUGUUCUUCAGCUCCCACUGCCUGUCCACCCACAAAAUAUGCCAGAGUCAGAGAGUUGUUCUAACAGCAAACCAUCCACAAGUUUAGUUAGUUCAGUUUCAAGCAUGGAAGAACGGGCAAAUUUUGAUGCAAAAGGAACUAGUGCAAGUUGGGCAACAGAUUCACCCUCGUUAAACAAGGUGCAAGAUGCCUGCAGCAAUUCGGAACCUUUGGCCAAUGCGCUUGAUUUUGAAUUGCAUAAACCUGAUGACAUGUUUGUGAAAUUGGGCCUUCCUCUACCAAAGGACUUGGAAUCUUUGCUCCAGGAUGCCAGUAAAUCGUCUGUACCAUCAAAGAAUGCAACAGAUUUACGUUCAGCAAAGCAACAAUUUCGUCGAGCGAUGUUGCAACCAUUUCCAUGGUCACAUUCUUUUAAUGGGCACUCUAAAGCAAGUUCUGAUUCAUCCAAGCUUUCUGCAAAUAGGACGACAUGUCCGGGUAGGUGGUGGCGAGUUGGUAACUUUUCCAAUAUCCCCAGUGCUACUACUGAUUGUUUUACGAAAGACUUGGAAUCAUUGACGUUUAACCACAAUUUGUUUCCUUCAACAAUGAGAGUUGUUGGUUCUAAAGAUGGAGGGUCCUUUGUAUCUGUUAAUCAUAAUCAAUGUGGAUGGGAUUCCCUGUCUUCUGCAACUUGUUCGAAAACUUCCUCUGUGCUUGUCGAAUCACGAGGGAAGAUCAAUCAUGAGGCAAAUGAGCAGCAUUGUCCAAGAGUAAUGGCAGCUGCUCAAACGCUAUGCGAUAUUGCAACUUCUGCUUCAUUGAGGCAAAACAUAGAUGGGAUAGUAAGGUGGCCAAAAAAGCCUUCACAAAAGUCCAUGAAAGCUCGCAAGUUGAAAUCAGAGGAAACAGAAGAAUUAUAUACCAAGCCGACUAUAUACAGAUUAUGGUCCAAUAAUCCAUUCAAGAACGAGGGCCAUCAAACCCCACAUCCCUUGAAGAAGCCAAAGCUAGGAACAACAACAGAAAACAGAAGAGACAACAUUGCGCAAACAAAUUGUAGAAGAGGACCAUUAAAUUGGUCUACACCCAGAUCAAGUAGAUCUUCGCCCAGUAAAUUCAUUAAAGAUUCAGUUUCAGACACUAAACAGUCAACCGUGGGUACUGUGAAACAGUCGUCAAUGAUGCCUCCUCCAGCAACAACUCUUUUGUGCAAAGCUGGCGACGGACAACAAAAGACGCGAAAGUUAAUGCUUAUGGAUUGGAAAAGAGGAGGAGGAGGAACAGGUUAGAUUCUGAUGAAUAAAACUCUAGUUUUUAUAUCCAUGCCCAACAAAAUGAUGUUUUAUUAAAUUAGAAUCACUGCUCUAUAGUGUGUAGUAGUGACUAAAAUGGUUGGUCGGUUGGUUGGGUGUACAUAAUAUUGUUGUAAGUGGUUGAUUGAUAGGUUGUAUUGUAACUGUCCGUCAUAAAAAGUGACACGCUUUCUAAUUGUUGUAACAUCAACUUCAUUCCAGAACGCAGUAGCAAAUUCCUUAUGCUACUGUGUGAAAAGUAUUUAACGACGCAAUAGAAAUUCUUAGUUCUUAUUACUAUUCGGAACUAUUUGCUUU